Acanthosepion pharaonis is the source of this 2217-nucleotide messenger RNA. The record is from the annotation of a GenBank genome assembly. NCBI's taxonomy places the organism in Eukaryota, Metazoa, Mollusca, Cephalopoda, Sepiida, Sepiidae.
AUGAAUAACGUGACAUUCAGAUACGAUGACAUCACAUCCGGGAUGAACGAGGCAGUUGCACUUGAUUCGUCAAACGGCUCCUUGCAAAACACCACCUACGACCCCAUGUUCAUUUUCUAUCGAACUAUUAUCGUCAGAAUCAAUAUCUAUGCAUAUCCGGCCAUAUCUCUGGUCGGCCUGACCGGAAACUGCCUCGCUUUCAUCACAUUUAUGUCCCUUAAGCUGCGCAAGACGUCAUGCAAUCUUUAUCUGGCUAGUCGUACAGUCAUGGAUUCGGGACUUUUGCUUCUCGUUUUCCUCUACUGGCUGGAGAGAUUUGAUAUCUUCCUGGUGAAUUCGGAUACGCUGUGUCGACUCGUAACCCUGCUCUCGUACAUAUUCGCCUUUCUCUCUGUCUGGCUGGUCGUGGCGGUGACGUCAGAGAAUUAUGUCAGAAUCUGUCACCCGUUUCGUGCGACACGUUUCUGCACAGUAGAGAAGGCGAAGAAAGUAAUCAUCGUGCUGGCCCUCAUCAGUUGUGUGCUCUACAAUUUCGCCAUUUGGACGACGCAGUCCAGUUUGCACAACAACGUCGUUAAGUGUCACAACAACAGCGCCUACUCCCACUUGCUCUCUAUCAUGACCUACGUAGACACAUUCGUGACUUUUUUGCUCCCUUCAAUUCUGAUGGUCUUCAUGGUGAUCUCCAUCUUCUACAACUCCUUCCAGCUGUCCAAAAGACGCUCGUCGACGACGCCGGCUACCCAGAACAACCGACGCGGUCGCGGCGACAAGAAACGUUCCGACCUUCAGAGCAAAGUCACCCGGAUGCUGCUUGCUGUGUCCCUCGUGUUUCUCGUCCUUAACCUUCCGCUGCACGUGUUCAGAAUCCAAGCAAUCUUGCCGUCGCUGAUAACGGGGCGAAAUCUGGCAGAUAUGAUCACCCCAUCCGCUUAUUUAAUCAACAAUAUAUUCUUGUUGCUCUAUUACAUCAGCGCCGCCAUUAACUGUUUACUUUAUCUCGUCUGCGGCAUCACGUUUCGAAAUGAGUUCAUCAAACGCUUCUACUACUGCAACCAUGCGCAACAACGGACCAAUGAUACCGACUCGACAGAGCGCAUGCGUACAUUCAACGAGUUGAAAAAAGACAACGAGUACAGCUUGUCGCUAAUGAAACGCUCUGGCGGAAAUGAAAGCGUUUCAAACGAUAUGGAUGUUACUUUCCUCGUUGAGAGGAGAGAGAGUUGUCUUGUCUCAACAGCGCAGAAUUUCCGAUGGCUCUUUCUGAAGCUUAUCGAAAAUUCUUCAUCUAUCUUUUUAAUUUCUCUUCGUGCCUUGAAUUUAGUCAGGUGCCAAAUCCAUCUAUCCCAGUUCAUAUGUCUAUCAACCUAUCUAUCUCAGUCUAUUCAUAUCUGUCAAUCUAUCUAUCACAGUCUGUUCAUAUCUAUGUCAAUCUAUCUAUCUAGCUGUUCAUAUCUGUCAAUCUAUUUAUCACAGUCUGUUCAUAUCUAUCUAUCUAUCUAUUGCAGUCUGUUCAUCUGUCAAUCUAUCUAUCUUCAGUCUGUUCAUAUCUGUUUAUCUAUCUAUCUCAGUCUGUUCAUAUCUGUCAAUCUAUCUUUAUCUCUGUUCAUAUCUCUCUCAAUCUAUCUAUCUCUCUCUCUCUCUCUGUCAAUCAAUCUAUCUCUCUUUCUCUCUCUCUCUCUCUCUUUCUCUCAAUCCAUUCAUAUCUAUCUAUCUCAGUCUAUUCCCAUCUAUCUAUCUAUCUAUACUAAAAUGGCUUCAUCUAUCUUCACUAAUCUCUUCAGUACGUUCAUAUCUAUAUAUCUAUCUUCCUCUAUUCAUAUCUAUCUACCUAUCUAUCUAAGUCCAUAUUUCUCCAUCCUAAUACAUUCACCUAUUUUACUAUCUAUUCAUAACUAUCUAUCUAUCUAUCUCUGUAUAUUCCAACCUAUCUAUCUAUCUAUCUAUCUAUCUAUCUAUCUAUCUAUCUAUCUAUCUAUUCAUUGUCCGGAUCUAUUUAUCAAAAUUAUCUAUCUAUCUAUCUAUCUAUCUAUCUAUCUAUCUAUGCUAAUAAUUUCAUCUAUCCUUACUGAUCUCUUCAUUUGCUAUCUAUCUAUCUAUCUAUCUAUCUAUCUAUCUCAGCUGUUCAUUAUCUAUCUAUCUAUCUAUCUAUCUAUCUAUCUAUCUAUCUAUAUCAGGUUGUUCGUUAUCUAUCUAUAUUUUUUAAUGUUACCAUAA